Messenger RNA from Dovyalis caffra, 157 nucleotides. NCBI's taxonomy places the organism in Eukaryota, Viridiplantae, Streptophyta, Magnoliopsida, Malpighiales, Salicaceae. The record is from the annotation of a GenBank genome assembly.
AUGUCAAAUAUUAAGAAGGUCUACAAUGCAAAGCGGGAUUUGUUAUUAUGGGCCGGGAGCGUUGCAUCAUGUGAGCAUCUCAGAAAGGGCCCCUCCGCAGCCUUAGAAAUCAAACAGUAUAGGCAUGAUGCAAGGUCCAGCAAGGAGAAAAGGACAG